AUGUCUUCUCGUCCCGACCAGAGUUUUCGAAGCCGAAGGAUGAGCGUGAUCGUCGGAGUGUCAUUGGUCGUCGGUGGUCAGGAUGGCGAUUGGCGGAGUGUGGGGCUCGAUCUCGCCGGCGAGGAGAGUGGCAGUGCUGCUGAAACAGAAGGCAUCGUAGAAAAGGCCUUCGUAGACGCCGACACCGGUGGGACUGUCAAGGGGGAAAGUGGUAAGGCUGUCGAACUAGAGUGA
Letharia lupina is the source of this 234-nucleotide messenger RNA. RefSeq lists its product as uncharacterized. NCBI's taxonomy places the organism in Eukaryota, Fungi, Ascomycota, Lecanoromycetes, Lecanorales, Parmeliaceae. The coding region runs from base 1 to 234 and encodes 77 amino acids. The transcript is spliced from 2 exons. The record is from RefSeq and is a predicted model, not a curated record.